Messenger RNA from Orbicella faveolata, 1073 nucleotides. RefSeq names its product diencephalon/mesencephalon homeobox protein 1-like. Gene Ontology annotation, molecular function: DNA-binding transcription factor activity, RNA polymerase II-specific; RNA polymerase II transcription regulatory region sequence-specific DNA binding. Lineage: Eukaryota; Metazoa; Cnidaria; Anthozoa; Scleractinia; Merulinidae. The record is from RefSeq and is a predicted model, not a curated record. Gene Ontology annotation, biological process: regulation of transcription by RNA polymerase II.
UCCACUACCAUUUUCUCAGACGUGAUAAUGGAUGCCAAGAACAAUACAGAAGGCGGGGGACCGAAACGUCGGCGAACUCGCACGGCGUUCACUCAGUAUCAACUGAAAACCUUGGAGAACGUGUUUUCACACACUCAUUACCCUGAUGUGGUGAUGCGGGAACAGCUAAACGAAUGGACCAGCUUGCCAGACUCUACAAUACAGAUCUGGUUUAAGAACAGGAGGGCAAAGUUCAGAAAGGAAAAAAGGACUCCUAUUCUCCCUGUAAAGAAAGAUUAUAGCAUCGACAACUCAGCAUCACCGCUGAGCCCGGCUUGCUGCUGUCCAGCUACUUCACCCAUAUUCUUAACCCAAGGUAACAAACCUACUACCAUGGAGCAAAUGCAAGGGAAGAGGAUGCUUGCUCUGCCGUCAAUUUCUAGGUUACCCUCAGUGACAUCUGCUUGGAAGCUCGUGUAGAAAUUGCAAAACAAUUAAAAGACGCUCUUAAAUGAUUUGUAGCGAAAACACACAAUAAAAUACCUAUCUAAAAUAAUGUAAUGUAAAUAAAUCUUAUUUGUAGUGGUCAUGCACUUAGCUAUAUCUACUUUUCGAUUAUCAACUGAAUCCAGGGACAGUUUAGUUAGUUAUACUUCCCAUUGUUCUACUCUUUUAGCAAAAUUUUGAAGGCUCGUGUUGAUCAUGCAUUUAUCCAACGGUAAUGAAUACACUGAGCGAUUCUUAUUGGUUCAGUUUUUCAUUUUUCGCUUGUCAAUAGAAUUAGGUAAGUACGGUCUUCUUUGUAAACUUAUGAUUAUUCUGGCAACUUCAAACAUUUUUACAUGGAGUGGAUGAAACUGAACAUGGAAAAAGACAAAAAGUUAACUUCUUCGUUGAGGACGUUAAGUGACGUACUGUAACGCCACUCAGGAGCGCGAGCUAGUUAGCUCGGUUGAAUGCCUUAAACAUCUGUAUUUUUAGCGUGUUAAGAGAACGGAGUAAAUCGCGAAAUAGAUGAGAUUAUCAUAGAGAACGUGACAACAAGACCUUCACAAAAAAAUUGCAAUCGGCAAGUAAUUUGAUGGUCAUUACAG